Cladophialophora psammophila CBS 110553 is the source of this 1902-nucleotide messenger RNA. RefSeq lists its product as uncharacterized. Gene Ontology annotation, biological process: positive regulation of transcription by RNA polymerase II; DNA-templated transcription. The transcript is spliced from 4 exons. The record is from RefSeq and is a predicted model, not a curated record. Gene Ontology annotation, molecular function: DNA-binding transcription factor activity, RNA polymerase II-specific; sequence-specific DNA binding; zinc ion binding. The coding region runs from base 1 to 1902 and encodes 633 amino acids. Gene Ontology annotation, cellular component: nucleus. Lineage: Eukaryota; Fungi; Ascomycota; Eurotiomycetes; Chaetothyriales; Herpotrichiellaceae.
AUGGCUGGAGAUUCGCAACAGAGCAAUGGAAAAUCCUCCCGGUCGUUUCGCAAGGGCUACCAUAGAAGGGCACCACGCGCCUGUGACGAGUGUCGCCUGAGGAAGAUCAAAUGCGACGGAUCCCUGCCUUGCGGCCCCUGCAGCGUCUCUGAUGAUGUCUGUUCUUAUGAUCCUGGGACUAGACCGCGGGAGACCCCGACCCAGAGAAUUCGAAAGCUGGAGGCAUGUCUACGAGCAGCACGCACGUCCCUUGUGCGGCUCAAGGCCCAAAAUCAAAUCCUCGCCAAUACCGAUAUCGACUCGGUGCUCAACACGCUGGACAACUCGUACCCGGAACCAUCAGAGGAUGGUGACUCCAGUGCCGACGAAGACAAUGCCAGACAAACUCGCCUAGGCAGUAUGAUGGGUAGAGCCGGUCGCAUUGUUCCCCACUCGCCCACCCAAACCACCUUCUAUGGCUCGUAUUCCGGAUAUUCUUUUGUCCUGAAGACUCUGGAGCUGUUCCGGAGAAUGCCCGACAGCCCGGGCUUGACGAGCGAGACCCAGAACAUCACGACAGCCUUGUUCAAUGCACCGGUGCCGGAUGCUGAAGCCGGCACGCAAUAUUCCUCGCAGUUUCAAAGUCUUCCGAGUUUAUCUAUUACUCUUGGUCUUCUGGAGGUCGUCUUCACCAGAUGUAAUCCGUUGAUUCAAUUCAUCCAUGAGGCCGAUUUUCGAGACAUGGUAAAUCGGCUUUAUAGCGAAUCUGCCCUUCAAUUUGGUGCAUCAAGUCAUAACUUUAUGCCACUGUUCCACGGGGUCCUUGCAAUCGCAUUAUUGUCUGACGUGCGCUCUCGCAAAAAGCAUGGCUGCGAAGACAUUGUCAAUGAAGCUACGAGGCAUUUCCUUCUAGCUCGGAGGGAACUUGACGUUGCUCAGUGUGCUGAUCUCAUAUCAAUGCAGACAAUACUAUGUCUCAUCUAUUUUCUGGUUACAACCUCUCGUCUGACUUCCGCAUACACAUACCUUGGCAUAGCUUGUACUUCGGCUUUGAGGCUUGGCUUGCAUAAAGAUAUUGGCAAGGAUAUCCCGGUCACCGAAGUUCAGCAAGACGCCAGGCUCAGAAUAAUGCUUGCCGUCCUGCAAUUCGACACCUUGGUCAGCAUAGUACUGGAUUUACCCACUCGCAUCAAUCCUGAUUGCAUCGACCCCGGUGUCAUGACCUCUUUGAAGACAGACUUUGCCAAGAGAUCGGUCAAUGCCCGUGAUGGUGUCUCUGAGACUCACGCGAAGCUUCUGGCUUCAGGGAAGCACCUGGAAAUGUUGAGCCUAACAGCCACAGGCGUUCGAAGCAUAUUUAGCCAUGGCAAUCACAAGGGGAAGCGCACAAAAGACCUAAUCUUUGACAAUGUUGACUCCGUUAAUAUGAGAGGGGCGGAGGAUGCAUUCCGGAAAUGGGCCAGAGCCUUGUCUUGCUUGCCUCUUCUUCCCGAAAAGCUUGAGAUGUCGGCAAUCAUGAAAUUCGAACUGGAAAUGGCAUUCUAUUUCGGUCAAUUCGUCCUAUAUCAGCCAUUCCUGCAUUACCUCAUACAGAUGGCCGACGGCGUACCCAUCUCGAGAACUCAAUCGCAGCACGCACUAGCUUGCAUCAAAAUCGCAGCUACAACAAUCACUCGCUCCGAGGUGAUGCAUCAACGUGGCCUGCUGGCUCCCGCUUCUUGGAGUGUCAUCUACACGCUUUUUCUAGCAGUCAUGUGCCUCCUAUUUCUGAUCGCGACGCACAAUGGCACAUCCAGACCUAGCGAAGCGUGGAAGAAGGGAGAAUUGGGCAUCAAGCUUCUGGCGACUAUGCGUUGUUACGACAAUGGUGCAGUAAGGUGUCUGUGGGUUAUCAAGGUAAUAGGCUCGAUUUACGCUCCAUAA